Molecule: messenger RNA, 1474 nt
Organism: Erigeron canadensis
Lineage: Eukaryota; Viridiplantae; Streptophyta; Magnoliopsida; Asterales; Asteraceae
Product: UDP-glycosyltransferase 76H1-like
Exons: 2
Coding region: 81-1427 (448 amino acids)
Molecular function (GO): UDP-glycosyltransferase activity
Source: RefSeq, a predicted model, not a curated record
UCUUAACUUUAAAACUUGUUGUUUCUCAUAAUCAAGAUUCUAAACAAUAAUUUUAGAACUAACACCUUAGGGAGAUCGAAAUGGAAGAACAUGACCGAAAACGGCUGCCAAUAUUGGUGGUGCUAACCGCAACGCCAUUUCAUGGUCACAUGACUCCAACACUCCAGUUAGCCACAGCCCUUCAUGCAAAAGGCUUUUCCAUAGCCGUAGCUCAUUCAAAACUAAACCCUCCUAACCCAUCUAACCAUCCUCCAGACUUCACCUUUCUCCCACUUUUCGACACAUUAUUAGCUAUCGAUCAUUCUGGUAGCUUCACUAAUUUCAUCAACACUAUUAAUACCGAGUGUAGAGCAUCAUUUAAGGAACACUUGACUCGGUUGAUAAGUGAAGGAAAUAAACGGAUAGUUGUCAUCUAUGAUAACCUUAUGUUUUUUGCAGCAAGCGUUGCUAUCGAGUUGAAUCUUGCUGCUAUCAUUUUUCGUAGUUGUAGUGCUGCUUACUUUCCUGCUUUCUUUGUUCGGCAGCAGCUCCAUCAACAGAACAGAUUUCUUGAACAAGAUUUUGUGAUGCAGGACAUCGUGCCAAAUCACCAUCCUCUUAGAUACAAAGAUCUACCCUUUGCGCAAUCUUCUAUCGAAGAUUGGAGACAACUCGGUGUAAUAUUCAGCAAACAAGCACACCCUUCAGCUGUUAUCUGGAACACCAUUAGAUCCCUUGAAGAUGAGUCAUUAGCCAAAGUCAAAGAACACUACCAGGUUCCAGUUUUUGCAGUCGGGCCACUGCACAAAAUAACACCAAGCCCACAAACCAAUUUUCUCAAAGAGGACAUCAGUUGCAUCACUUGGCUCGAUAAACAAGCUCCAAAAUCCGUGGUUUACAUAAGCUUUGGAAGCUUAGUCACAUUGGAUGCUAAAGUGCUAACCGAGAUGGCAUGGGGUCUAGCAAAUAGUAACCAACGGUUUCUAUGGGCUGUUCGGCCCGGUUCAGUAAGUGGACACGAAUGGCUAGAGUUUUUGCCAGAGGGAUUUCUAGAAGAAACUAAAGAACGAGGUUUGAUUGUAAAAUGGGCUCCCCAAAAGGAAGUGUUGGCCCAUUUUGCAGUUGGUGCAUUUUGGAGUCAUUGUGGUUGGAACUCGAUAUUGGAAUGUAUGUCAGAAGGGGUUCCAAUGAUAUGUCAACCAUUUACCGCGGACCAAUGGGUUAACGUGCGUUACGUGAGCUACGUGUGGAAGAUAGGACUCGAGUUGGAGGUCUUCGAGAGAGGGGAGGUAGAAUGUAUGAUUAGAAGACUUAUGGCUGAUAAAGAAGGGGAGCAAAUCAGAAUUAGAGUAAAUGAUAUGAAGGAAAUGGCUAAACAAGCAGUGGAAAUUGGAGGUAUUUCUCGUGAAUCAUUGGCCGAUUUGGUGAAUUUUAUUUUGUCAUGUUGACUGUUGAGAAACAUGCUAUUUCAAUAUAUGAUCAUAUUGUUGGGAUC